AUGGCCGAGCAAAGAGACCACAAACGCCCCCGUGUGGCCGCCGACCCUGGCGAGCACCUCCCGGCCGGCAUCACCGAGACGGAGGAGGAACUCCAGAAGCACUGGUUCGUCGGCAGCAUCGACCAGGGCACGACGUCGACGCGCUUCCUCGUCUUCAACGGCCUGGGCGACCCCGUCGCGAUGCACCAGAUCGAGUUCGAGAACCACUACCCUCACUCGGGAUGGCACGAACACGACCCCCUCGAACUCCUCUCCUCGGUCGAAGAGUGUAUCGAAAAGGCCAUGGCCAAGUUCGCCGAGCAGGGCUACUCCGCCUCCGACAUCCGCGGCGUCGGCAUCACGAACCAGCGCGAGACGACCGUCCUCUGGGACUCCCGCACCGGCGAGCCCCUCCACAGGGCCGUCGUCUGGCCCGACACCCGCACCACCUCCCUCGUCCGCGAACUGCGCUCCCGCCCGGGCGCCGACAAGCUCCAGGACCUCUGCGGCCUGCCCCUGUCGACCUACCCCUCCAGCGUCAAGCUCCGCUGGCUCCUCGAUAACGUCCCGUCCAUCCGCGAGGCCUACGACGGGGGCUACCUCGCCUUCGGCACCGUCGACUCCUGGCUCAUCUACCGCCUCAACGGCGGCGCGUCCCUCGGCGACUCCGCCGUCCACGUAACAGACUCCACCAACGCCUCCCGCACCAUGUUCAUGAACCUGCGCACCCUCAAGUACGACGACGAGCUCCUCUCCUUCUUCGGCAUCGACAAGUCCAAAAUCAUCCUCCCCAAGAUCGUCCCCUCCUCCGACCCCACCGCCUUCGGCAAGAUCGCCACCGGCGUCCUCAAGGGCGUCCCCAUCGCGGGCUGCCUCGGCGAUCAAUCCUCGGCGCUAGUCGGCCAGUGCGGCUUCUCCCCGGGCCAGGCCAAGAACACCUACGGAACGGGCUGCUUCCUCUUGUACAACGUCGGCGACGAGCCCGUCAUUUCCAAGUCGGGCCUGCUCGCCACGAUUGCCUACGACUUCGGCAAGGGCCGCAAGCCCGUGUACGCGCUCGAGGGCUCGGUCGCGGUGGCCGGCUCCGGCGUUAAGUUUUUGGUCAAGAACCUCUCCUUCGUCGAGGACUCGACCCGCAUCUCGGAGCUGGCCGAGAGCGUGCCGGACAACGGCGGCGUGGUCUUCGUGACGGCCUUCAGCGGCCUCUUCGCGCCGUACUGGAUCGACGACGCCAAGGGAACCCUCUUCGGAAUAACCCAGCACACCCAAAAGGGCCACAUCGCCCGCGCGACCCUCGAGGCGACGUGCUACCAGACGAAGGCCAUCCUGGACGCCAUGGCCAAGGACUCGGGCCACGCGCUCGAGUCCCUCGCCGUCGACGGCGGCCUCUCCAACUCGGACCUGUGCAUGCAGAGCCAGGCCGAUAUCAGCGGGAUCCGCGUCGACCGCCCGGCCAUGCGCGAGACGACGGCCCUCGGCGCGGCCAUCGCCGCCGGCCUGGCGCUGGGGGUCUGGGACGAGCUCGCGGACCUCAAGAACGUCAACCAGGCGGGCCGCAAGGUCUUCACCCCGUCGCCGGACCGCGAGAAGAACCAGAAGAUGUUCAAGAAGUGGGAGCAGGCCGUCGACAUGUCGAGGGGCUGGGUGCGGGAUAAUCUAGAGUAG
Colletotrichum karsti is the source of this 1644-nucleotide messenger RNA. RefSeq names its product glycerol kinase. NCBI's taxonomy places the organism in Eukaryota, Fungi, Ascomycota, Sordariomycetes, Glomerellales, Glomerellaceae. Gene Ontology annotation, cellular component: mitochondrion. The record is from RefSeq and is a predicted model, not a curated record. Bases 1 to 1644 code for a protein of 547 amino acids. Gene Ontology annotation, biological process: glycerol metabolic process; triglyceride metabolic process; glycerol-3-phosphate biosynthetic process. Gene Ontology annotation, molecular function: glycerol kinase activity. The transcript is spliced from 3 exons.